This is a messenger RNA of Cynocephalus volans (Philippine flying lemur), 945 nucleotides long. RefSeq names its product zinc finger DHHC-type palmitoyltransferase 19 (gene ZDHHC19). Gene Ontology annotation, biological process: protein targeting to membrane; peptidyl-L-cysteine S-palmitoylation. Gene Ontology annotation, molecular function: protein-cysteine S-palmitoyltransferase activity. Lineage: Eukaryota; Metazoa; Chordata; Mammalia; Dermoptera; Cynocephalidae. The record is from RefSeq and is a predicted model, not a curated record. Gene Ontology annotation, cellular component: Golgi apparatus; endoplasmic reticulum.
AUGUCACUCUUAAAGGAUGCCAUGCCCCUCAUGAAGGAGACUCCACCCCCACCUCAGGUCCCAUUUCCCUGGAUCCUCCCGAGCCUGUUCGCUGCCCUCAAUGUUGUGUUGCUGGUCAUUUUCAGUGGUUACUUCUUCGCAUUCCCUUGCAGGUGGCUGGCUCAGAACGGCGAGUGGGCCUUUCCCAUCAUCACAGGCCCCCUCUUUAUCCUUACCUUCUUCAGUCUCGUUUCACUCAACUUCUCAGACCCUGGAAUCUUACAUCAAGGCUCUGUCGAGCAGGACCCCAUGAUGGUGUAUGUGGUGUGGGUAAACCACAGGGCCUUCCGCCUGCAGUGGUGUGAAAAGUGCUGCUUCCACCGCCCACCCCGGACCCACCACUGCCCCUGGUGCAACAUCUGCGUGGAGGACUUUGAUCACCACUGCAAGUGGGUCAAUAAUUGCAUCGGUCACCGCAACUUCCGCUUCUUCAUGCUGCUCGUCCUGUCCCUAUGCCUCUACUCUGGUGCCGUGCUGGUCACCUGCAUAAUCUUCCUGUUGCGCACGGCCCACCUGCCAUUCUCCAUGAACAAGGCCUCGGUCAUCCUGGUGGCUGGAAUCGCCGUAGGCUUCCUGGUGCCGCUCUUGCUGCUGCUGGUGAUCCAGGCCGUGUCAGUGAGCGCGGCCGAGCGCUCCCACGAGGGCAAGUGCACAUACCUUCAGAGAUACAACCCCUUCGACCAGGGCUGUGCCAACAACUGGUACUUAACAAUUUGUGCACCGCUGGGACCCAAGUACAUGUCUGAAGCUAUCUGGCUGCAGAGUAUGGUGGGACCUGAAUGGGUACCCAUGCCGAGCCUGCACUCCCCAACCUGCCCCUCCGCUCUCAGUCCCAGCCCUCCCUGGCCCCCAGCCCCAACCUCUGGGUGUCUACAAGCCAGGGAAGGGUCCCCCAGGGAGUGGUGA